This is a messenger RNA of Dromaius novaehollandiae (emu), 11814 nucleotides long. RefSeq names its product golgin subfamily A member 6-like protein 25. Gene Ontology annotation, molecular function: Hsp70 protein binding. The record is from RefSeq and is a predicted model, not a curated record. The transcript has 11 exons. NCBI's taxonomy places the organism in Eukaryota, Metazoa, Chordata, Aves, Casuariiformes, Dromaiidae. The coding region runs from base 511 to 3843 and encodes 1110 amino acids.
UGUUACUUAUGGCUAAGAAAAGAUUAUUUUGUUUAAAUGUGGAAACAGAUAAAUAGACUUUCUGGUCCUACAUCUUCUCUUCAUAACAUGCAUGCACACAUGCACCUGCACACACACAAAUACCUAUACCUGUGCCUCCUGUUGUUUAUCAACACAAGAUGUGAAAUAAACUGAAGAGGAAGAGAUAUUAUGGGGACUUCUGCUCACUGCAUGAUACAACUUUAAGAACCCAUCUCAGGAUUCCAGUGAUGACACAAUAUAUGAAAUGACAAAAUCUAUUUGUAGUUUAUGAAGUCAUUGGGACCCUGCAACUGGCCUUUAACUCUCUAAGUAGAUCCAGUAGCAAGACAAUGGAAGGAAGAAGAAGAGGGAAUUUUGCCAUGUAUACCUGGCACUAACUUGGUAAUCAAAGCUUUCUCUAGGAUAAGACAUCUUUCUUCUUAUGAUUCUUCCUUUACCUUCCAUGACAACAAAUUCUGUGCCAUAUCAUCCUUUUUGGGCCAGAGCACCAUGCAUUCAAGGAAAAAUUAUAGGGAGAAUCAGGGCUUGGCAAAAUUAAACCAACCUUUUCUAAAUUCUGAGGAUCGUCGCUUUCUCCGAGAAUCCACAGGAAGUGUAGAAUAUUACAUACCUUCGGCUUCAAGCAACAUAGAUGGAAAGAAGCUAGCUAUGGCAACAGAACAGCUCCCAGGAGAAUCUGAGGAGGAGGAGGAGCAUGGUUUGGAAUCUGCUAAAGAGGAGAUGACUGAGCCACAAACAUAUUAUCCAGAGAAAAAGGGGGGACAAAACUCAGAUGAGGUGAUGGAGCAGAUUACUGAAAAAACAAGAGAGGCCUUUAAUUUCCUAGCUACAGGUGAAAAUCAGAAGGCAAUUGAUUUACUCUCCAGUGUCAUCAAGCUGAAUCCAUACCUUGCUAGCUCAUACAUUAACAGAGCCAGUGUCUUUCUGCAGCUGCAAAAGCCGAAUGUGGCCAUUAGCGACCUUGAUAGAGCUAUUAAACUCGAUCCUAAUUCAGCACAGGCCUAUAAAUUCCUAGGAAAGGCCCUUCAGCUUUUGGGACAAUUAAAAGAGGCAGCCUGUAACAUUUCCUUGGCUUGUAAAUUGGAUACUGAGGGUCAGGCAAAACUUGAGAGGGAGGGAGAGGUCAGUGAAGAGAUGGAGAUUGCUGAGAGUGAGCUGGAGAUAGAUAAUGAAGGGGUGAUCGAACCAGAAGAAGAUGAGCCCCCAGAGAUGGGAGAUGAAAAUUUGAAGGUAACUAGUGACAUGAUGAAGCAGGCUGAUGAAAAGAAGGAGGAGGCUUUUGAUGCAGUAGGAAGAGGCGAAUUUCAAAGAGCUAUUCAGCUCUUUACUGAUGCCAUCAAACUGAAUCCACGGCUUUCCACUUUGUAUGCCAACCGAGCCAGUGUCUUUGUACGAUUGCGAAAGCCAAAUGCUGCCAUUAGAGACUGUGACAAAGCUACAAAAAUCAACCCAGAUUCUGCGCAGCCCUACAAGUGGAGAGGGAAAGCAUACUGGCUCAUGGGUCAGUGGCAGCAGGCUGCCAAGGACCUUGCAUUGGCCUGCCAGCUGGAUUAUGAUGAAGAUACCAAUGAGACAUUGAAGGAGGUUCAGAGAAGAGUCCAGAAUACCACCGAACACCAAAGAAAGUAUGAGGAAGAGCCACAGGCAAAGAAAUCAAUAGAUGCAUUGCCAAGGGUGAGAAAAUCCAUGGCAGAAGAGGAGAGGGUUCAGCUUCUGACUUCUCAAGGAGAGAAAGAAGCUCAUCUUCAGAAUCUCAGAAAACACAAACAGGUUCACUUUUGGACCUCCCAGGAACCCGAUAAUGACUGCUUUAGGGAAUCUGAGGAGCAAAAGCAAUAUCCACUGGAAGCCUUCGAAGAGAACAAGUUUCACCUGGAAGCUCUGCGUAGAGCUGAAAGAGAGGAAGAGCCCAGUGGAGAACAAAAGAGCGAGGACAGUGAACUCAAUACUGAAAAUGAACAAGUGGCUGAAGAGGAUGAAGAAGAUCUUCAGGAAAUGGGAGAUGAUAACCUGAAGAUAACUAACAGUAUGAUGAAGCAGGCCAAUGAAAAGAAAAGGGAAGCCUUUCAUGCACUGGGAGCAGGUGAACUUCACAAAGCUGUUGACUUGCUCACUGACGCCAUCAGACUGAACCCACAACUUGCCAUCCUAUAUGUAAACCGGGCCAGCAUCUAUGUGAAGUUGCAGAAACCAAAAGCUGCCAUUAGGGACUGUGACAAAGCUAUAAAAAUCAACCCUGACUCUCCACAGCCCUACCAGUGGCGAGGGAAAGCAUUCCAGCUCUUGGGUUGCUGGCACAAAGCUGCCAGAGACCUUGAACUGGCCUCCCAGCUGGAUUAUGCUGAAGAUACUAAUUUCAUGCUAACAGAUGUUCAGAGAAGAGUCCAGAAAAGAAAGCAAAAGGAAGAUGACUUCGUGGAUAUAGCAGAGUGGAUGAAGAAAGAAUCAAAGGAUCCAGGAAUAAGAACUAAGAAAGCCCCCGAAGAUAUGGAAGGAGUUAGUAAAGUGGCCUUGGAGGAUCACGACAGCUCUCAGGACAAGGACAAAUCUUGGGAAGAGGCCAUGGAGAAAGAACAGAUACAAGUCAAGCAGAAGAUGUUAGCUGAGCGGGAGAGCACACCACAGGAGAUGACAGAUCAGGAAGCAGUGCAGCACCUGGAACUUGAGCAACAGUUGAUUGCUUUACAGGUGGAGUUGGAACAACAGUUUAAAACUCAGCAGAUGGGGCUAGAGGAAGAGGAGAAAGCCCUGUGGAAAGUUCUUGAGCAACAGGAGAAGGCACAGAAGAAACUGUUAGAAGAACAAGAGAGAAACCAGUUGAAGGCUCUAAAGGAACUGGAGAAAGUGCAACAGCAGGCUCUAGUAGAACUGAUAAAAAUUCAGAAGCAAGGCAGGGAAGAACAGGAGAGAGCUCAAAAGGAAUUCUUGGAGGAAAAAGAGAGUGUUGAGAAAGUCCUAGAGAAACUAGCAAGAGCUCAAAAAAAGGCCCUGGAGGACCUGGAGAUGGCUCGUAAAAAUGCUCUGGAGGAACUGGAGAAUGCUCAUAGUAAGGCUCUACAAGAGCAAGAAAGGGCUCAGAGGGAUGCAUUAGAAGAACAGAAGAGAGCUCAGAAGGCCCUAGAGGAACUACAGAGAUCACAAAGAAGAGCUGUGGAGCAGCAGGAGAGAGCUCAAAUGAGGGCUGUCAGAGAACAAGAGAGAGCACAGGAAACCCUGGAAAAACUUGGAAGAACACAGCAACAAGCCUUAGAGGAACAAGAGAGAGCUAAGAAUGAGGUCCUACAGGAACAAAAGAAAGCUCAUAAAAUCUUGGAAGAGCUGGUGAAAGCACAAAAAAAGGCCCUAGAAGAACUUGAGAGAGCUCAGAAAGAGUUUCUGAAUGAGCAAGAGGAAGCUCAGAAGAAGGCCCUGGAGGAACAGAAGAGGGCUCAGAAGUCGCUGGAGCAACUGGAGAGAUCCCAGAAACAGUAUUUUGAAAGACAAGGGACCUUUAAGAAGAAAGUCUCGGUGCAAUGGGAAAGAGCUGGAAAAAACCUUCCCGAGGAAAAGGUGCAAUUUCAGAAAGAUGCCAAAGAAGAAUGUGGGCCACCUGGCAAUAUAUUCUCUGGAGAAUUGGAAAUAACUCAGAAGCAAGACCUAAAAGAUCAGGCAAAGGCUUCUUUGCUGCAGGGGAAAAAUUGGGAUACAGAAGUAGAAGAAGAAAGUGCAGGUCAGAGAGUUGUUCUGGAGGAAGGGCCAAGUCCUGGGAGGAGUACAGACGAACCAAAAGGUUCACUGAGGCCAAUUGCAAAGUCCAUUUGGGACUUCUUUGAAUCAGGGUAGUUCUCAGAAGUGUGGCCCAAUGACAAACCAAGGGAGAAAUGUUUGCUGAAGAACUGAGCUCAAUUUGGAGGUCAUCUGCAAGUGCUCUUUCCUUUAAAGUAAAAUUUCAAAAGCAGACAUACAGAUUUUUUAUGUUUUUUAAAAUGUAUUUUUAAGCAAAUAAUUGAAAGACUUCCCAUACCAUGUUUUGACCCACAUAGAAGGUUACAUGGCUUUCUAAAAAGAGUCCCAGUUGACCAGAAUUGCUUCAGUUAGUCCUUAAACAGGACAGAAUUCAGGGUUUCCUUCACCAGUCUGAGUACCUACAGAAGACAUAUACUAGCUGUAUGCUAACUUUGUAUUCUCAUGCAGGUUCAUUUCUUCUUCUGUGUACAUACUUGACACCCUUAAUUCUUCUUUAUCUGUGAGGAUGGGGGACCUCUGACACAAAUAAAUGGUGAGAAUCAUUGCUGAAGAGAAAGAGUGGGCAUUUUAUGGGGAAUUAAAAAUGGAAGAGUGAAUUUGUGGCGUAGAGACCUAAUUAAAUGGUGUAUUGCUUUUGACAUAUGGUAGCUUGAUGCAACCAAGGUCUGAAUUGCUUGAGGUGCUGAAAGGAGUCCUGCUUGUCCAAGUCACUCUCAGCAGGGGGGUACAUUCUGAUGUCAGGAAGUCCCUUUAAAGGCCCUGGCUCUCAGCCAUUUGGGGUAUAUUUAUUGUGUCAAAGACUUGUCACUCAAACUCUAGAUUUGCUUCUUAAAAUGUUUUUGGCAAAAUCAAUUCUUGAGGCCUGCAGACAUUAAAAAAUAAGCAACAUGAAUUGAGUCUUUAAAGCAAAAAAAAAACCCUUGAAAUCAUGGGAUCGUUGUAAUAUUAGUUUUCCUCUUUUUUGCUGUUUGUUUAAUUAAGUUCUGAGCUUUUAGUCAAAAUGGCUCAUGUUUUCAAACUUUCUUCUGCAACAGUUAUAUUGAUGAUUUUUUUAUUAUCACUUGAUCCAAGGAAUUAGACUUAUAUGAUAAACUCCAAAUAUUAUAAAAGUUGGCUGAAAAUAUUUUUGGGUGGAUUAUACAUGCACUAGCCCAAAUUUAAAAAAAAAAAGGGGGGGAACUUUCAGAACUCUCAAAUCCACAUGUGAGGGCAGAAGCCCUGGGAAAAAAUGCUGCAACUGCUGGUUUGUUGUGGCAGGAGACUCCUUCAGGUGAUGAAUAUUAGCAAUAGGAGGAAUUGAAGAGAGAGGAGUUACUGUGCUAUUUUGAAGCUGGGAGAGAAAUUAAGAAAUGCUUGAGUUGGGCUGAAGUUUCUGAAGCUCUUUUUGUCUUCUGAAGGAGCGGAUAGGAGCUGCCACCCAGCCUAGUUGGAAUAACCAGGUAAAAUAAGCUACUGUUAGUUUUAUCUGGGAGCAUUGUUGGAGGAAAUCUUAACCUGAGUUCUUUUUCUCUGUAUUAUAAGCAGUAAGGAAUUUAUUCAGUGUGCCUUGUCUUUGUGCAGAAAGCUACUUCUAUGUCUUUAUGUUUUGAUUUAUGUAGCAGAAGUUUGGGGGAGGUCUUCUUAAAAAUUUGGAGAAAUGGAAAAUACAUAAGAGCAAUUACCUGUGAGCAUGUUUUCUCAUCUCACCCUUGUAUGUGUUAAAUGUGAGCUCCCGAGGUUCUCUGCUCCUGCCUUUGAGAGUGGAGGUUGUUUAGCAUUACAAUGACACUUCAAAACUAGCACUGAAAACAGCCUUAGGAAAUGAACGUUCUUUGGUACUUCUCUCUCCUGCCCAACAUGUAUCUUUUAUAAUGACAGAGGUUAAAUGUGAUCUUUGCUCAGAGGCAGGAAGAAGAUUUGUUUAUUUAUGCAUAUAAGAUAUGCAUAUUAUGCCCAUUGUGGGCAUAAGCAAAAAUCACCCUAGAAUAAAGACUGAGGCUAAAAAAGGAGGAGUAAUUAUCAGAAGGCUUGGCUGUAACUUUUGUCACUGUUGUCACCUUUGUGGUCCUGUCUUUCAAAAGCAGGGUUGAUCUCCUUUUACUGAGUAGUUCAGGGCUCUUAACAUUGCGGAAGGCCCUGUUGUAAAAUAUCUGCUCUGGCUUCGGGAGCUCCUUUCCUGAAGCCCGAAGAUGAUAAGGAGAUGGGACGGACACCAAUUAGACUGUUUGUUCAGGAAAUGAAAAAUGGAGAGGAGUUACCUCCCUUCACUGAAUGGAUUUAUAACAUACAGUCCAGGAGAGAAUCCCAAUCAUGCGCCAGUUGUAUAAAGCGUGUUUUCUCCUCUCUUUUUUGAGGUUGGAUGACUGUCAUGAAAGGAAUAAGGAGUCACAUGCUCAGAAAAAGCAAGGGGAAAUGGGAGUGUAACUCUAUCUUAACACAGAGGGUAUGUUCCCAAAAAUGUGGGCACAUGUUUGAGAGAGAGUUGAGUUACAGUUCUGGGAUUUGGUCCAUGUUCCCAGGGAAGUUUAUGAAACAGAAGCUUCAUGGAUGCAAAACAGAGCCCCAGGAGCAGGGAUCAGAGGCCCCCGUGAUCGCUUUCUGCUAAGCACUCAGCUUCAACAGGAGGGAUGGCCAAGAGGUGCCCUGAGCGGUCAGAGAUGUGGGUUUGAAUCAGCUUAGGCUGUGGAAGGCCUCAAAACCAACUUUUGGGUAGGUGUCCUAAGCACUGGACUGGUUUAUAAAGCUUGGGCACCACUCUCUAGAGCCUGUUUUGAAAAUAAGAAAAGAGAGAGGAUCCCUCACAGUCAUUUGGCAAGAGGUGAUUUUGGUGACAGCUCUCGGGUGUUUUGGUACCUACUCUCGAAGGACAACUUUUUGCCUGGAUCCCACCUAAAAGAGGUGGGAUAUCUGAUGUGCUUUGCAUUCCUUAUUGCUGUUAAAUGUGCCAGCUCCUUGUAAGGCAGUAUAAAUUUGCAAAGCUCUUCUUAGCUAAGGGUACUGGUUUUCAUGCCAGGGAUGGGAUGCCUAAGAAGUCCUGUAUUCAGUUGGGCCUGGACAGUUUAGUAGAAAGGAAUGCCAGUAAGUUCAGUGCUCAGGGCUGCGAGUAAUCCCUGCAUUUGGCUUUCCAAGACUACCAUUUUAAGGCAAUGAGUCGCAAUCUCUAGCAGUCUGUGGUCUGUAAUGUCUAGUAUGUAUCAGAAGCCAUGCAUUUUUUCCUGUGUUCAGUAAUAUUUUAGUUCUCCUUGUUUCUAGACACAGGCUGACAUUUAUCUUCUAAUUCAAAAAGGACUAGAGAAAGCAGAUACCAGGCCAAGGAAGUUGAUCUUCCUUGUUAUUGUGUGUCGUGAAGGAAAGGUAGCUUUCUCGCCAUCUACUCCUUGCAUGGGGUUUAAUGUCUUGUAUACCCAUCAGUCAGUUUUGAUUAAAGUGUAUGUGCUUGCUGAGCAAUUAUGGCUGAACCAGUGAGAAAAACAGAGGAGUGUUUCAGCAGCAGCUUUGCACAUAAUCACAGCAACUGCACAUAGAUGCUCAUGAGUGCCUAUCUGCUGCCUGGUGACAACUGAGGCAAAAGACUGCACAUGUGGCAUGGUCUUCUUAAAUGUUGACGCCGGGUGGCACUGUAGUACAUGGAUAUAUUACUGCAGUUUGCGCUGAGAUAAUUAUAAGGAAAAUGUAGCAUAUAGUUGUUCCAAAAAAUACUGAAAGUUCCCUUGUGUUACUCAUUGUUGGUCAGAACUGCACUGUUUUGCUUCACUUCUUAGGAGGCCAAAGUCAGUGAUGUGGCUGUGGAGGACAUCUAGAUAGUUAGUCAUGAUGAAAGACAAUUAUCUUCAAAGAGAAAAAUUAAAAGUACUUUUGGCAUAAUCACUGGGUAGAAAUCUGGAUUUCUGACAUUCUGUGAUGAAAGCUGAGGUGGUCUGAUCUGAGAGAAGAUGGAAAACUUUGUAAUAUUCACUGCCAAAUCAUCCUUAUUAGUAGAGCAAGGCACCAUUCUUGAUUUUGCUUUAGGUAGUUGUAGAAGACUGUUGGAGUAGUACCGAGUUAGACAUUAUGUAUGGAAGAAGAGGAAAAAGUAAGGUAGCUGUAGGAAUAACACUGUAAUAGUAGCUGUUGCAUAGGGGACAGAAGGAGCAGACACUGGCCUCUGCUGUGAAAUAAGUACAUUAAAACUUUGAAGCUCUUGUCCAUAACCAGUGAUCUGAGGCAAGAACUGCUUGUAGCAGCGUGUGGUAGGGGUACUAUUGCCAGAAAAAUAAGUUGGUCUCUUACUUGCCCUUAUGUCUGUGACUGUCUGAUUGUGGCGGGGGAAGGGAUCCAAUCUGAAAUUUUCAAUUCUGGGUAUCACUUUUAUUUUAGAAUAAAUACAGUGAUCAUAGGAGUAAGGUUCUUUGGCCUCAAUCUGUGAAUCGCUGUUACACCAGAAAGAGGGUAGCUGUUUCUGUACAAUAAGAAUAGUCUUCUUACCCCCUCAUUCCUGUAAGGAAAAAAAAAAAAAAAAAAAAGAACUUUUGAUCUUCUGUAUUCAGGAGAUACCGCUCUUGAGAGGCUGCACAAUGUUAGUUUUAUGAAGUGGCCUCUAGGGUCCCCCCAUUUCCUGCAUGAUCAGUGAACUGGAGGUGGCCAAACUGAGGGCAAAACUUCAGGAAGGAAGUUAGGCUAAGCACAUUUUAAAGACUUCUGUUUACUUUUGUAGACCUGGUAAUACCAUAUUCUUGCACAUCUCACACUUCAAUUUCCUAAGUCUUUGCCUUUUAAUUUUAUUUUUCUGCUCCCAUCAAUGAGCUCUAAGUACUGCAGUUGUUACCAGCUAGGCUCCUGUGCUCUGGAAACCCCCCUCGUCCAUAGGGACAGCAGCUUUCCACAUGUGCACAUUUCCAGUGUGCCACAUGGGAUUUAUUUCUUCAGCCAUUCAGAGUGAAUUGAAGCAGCCUCAGCCGUUCCUACCGAUGCAAUAGAGUUUAUCCUAGCUCAGAGUCUGUUAAAGUAAACUGCCAGAAGGUGAUAUAUAAACUGCCCCAUUUUAGAUUAUGGCUGCGUUUUGGGUGUCGUUACCAUUUCUGAUACAUGCUUUGUCCAGUCUCGAAGACUGCAUGACGCAGAGACUCAGUAAUUCUGCAUCCUAGAGUGACAGUAACUUGUCUGUGACAGAAAAAUGAACUGUGACCCCUGAGGAAAAAGAUUAUCCCCUAAUCCUGCUAAGAAGGUGGAUGGGCUCUGUUAAACCAGCUUUAGUUCUUGGCAGGGCUGGCUUUUCUUGAGGGUCUGCAAGAUGCCUGGCCCGAGUCCUUCCUGUGGCGUUGCAAAGCCUGGGGCUAGAUACGGAUGUUGCUGUGAGAACGAAGACCACAACACUGAACUUCUAACCACUUUGGCUGACUCUGCCAUUUAGUAGUUAUAAAAUUACAGUUCCAGCUGUGAUGUGUAAUCUCAGGGGUGCGGGAACUUAUCAUGGAAACAAUUCAAUUUUGGCUACGUUACUGGGUAACAAUUAAUAUCAUGAGUGAGAAAGUUGCGUCAGAAACCAAUGUUAACUGACCACUGGAAAAUAUAAACUACUUCUGCCAAUAUGAGAAGUAGCACAUCACCAAGAAGUCGUGACUACUAGACGCCACUGAGGUCCUGCCGGCUGCACAACAGCCUGAUUUCCAGUGCCAGGGAACCCACCCAAAGCUGGAUUGUUCAGCAAGUCAGUGGAAGAAUGCACGUGCCUCAGAAAUUGGAGAGAGUGGUCUGAAUCUACAGGGAGCAGCCAUUAGGUGAAGAAACAGCACAUUCAGUUAUUACUCAAGAGAGACAUCACAGAGCUGUUUGGAAAUCUUCUGACCAGAUAGGUGUCUGUUGGAAAAUGAUCAACAUCUGCAAGUGUCAAAAUGAUUCUGGAGAAGUAGAAUCACCUAAGAAGUCAGAAGAGAGUUCAAACAGUGUUGUCCACAUUGCAAACACAUGCAGGAAUACUGCCCAUGCACGAGGCGCUUCCUCAUUUUCUGCAUUGAAAACAGCCCUUGCUCCAGAGCCUAUAAACGGUGAAGUGCCCCCUCUAAUAUUUGCAGCAGUGUGAUCUCCUGUUGAACUGUUAGACAUUGGACUCUGCCAUCUGGAGAACUUGUGGGGUUCUGAUCUCAAAAGGGCAGAACAGUGCAGAAGAAGGGAAAUCCAGGUGGAAGGAGCAGAUGAACAAAAAGCCCACUAUACCCUGAUGAAAAAUUUGCUGUUGUACUUCCUGGGAAGAACCACUCUGGCUCCUUCCUCAGGAAGCUAAGAGCCCAUCUCUUACUGCAAGAGAGCAGGAAGAAAAGAUUGUGCUGAGCCACCGAGAAAGUCCAAGUGGAGUAAAUGAUGUCUUGGAGGAAGUGAUCUAUUGCUGCCUGGGACUGGUAGCUGGAAAAGCUCUGCUAUUGUACAGCUGGACUCCCACUGACACCUCUGGGAACUGCACAGACGAAAUCCUAGAAAGGCCUUUCCAUCUCAGUGGGUCUCCCUCACAUUGCUUCGGAUUUAGCUUUUUGCCGAAUCUAAAGUACAUCUGAAGAUAUCCUUUCUCAGGAAGAAGCAAAAGGCAAACAGUAGUUGAACACUUGGACUGCAAACAUAGAAUUGCUUCAUUUUACUCCUUGUGGGCUUUGGAUGAAACCCACAUACCCAAAGAUGUCUCCUUGCUGCAGAGGUGGCUAACAGUCAUAACAAACUCAUGGCAAACUGGCUAGAAGCAGUCUUCAUGAAGGACAGCGAUGAGCAGAGCUGCCCCCUCGAUCUUGGAAAAGCUGUGGUGGUAGCGAGUGGGAAGGCAUGCCCUCAAAGUGACAGUUUUGCUAUUGGGCCAAGUUUUCCUCUGGAAAAGGCAAAAUCAGUGACCUAUCUCCGGAGUCACAGGGAAAUCGGUGGUUUGUCCUCUGUGGGUUCCCGCUCUCCACGCGCGGCAGAGGGACCAGCUCAGCAGCACGGGCCGCAGGUGGUGAGCAAUCGUGGUUCUGCUCCCCAGCCCAGCAGUAUCUGCAUAUGAAGGAACUCUCGCUUUACAUGGACUUUACUUCAUACGUCAGUGUGUUUAUGCUUCAUAUCUAGCAGACGGGAGAUAUGUAUGCAAUAUAAAACAGAGUGAGUCGCAGAGAAGCUGAAGAGAGAUUUUGCAUUUAAUGUGAUAGUCUCACUACGAAAUAUUAAUUUAAAGCUAGUGGUGGAAAGGUUGAUCUUUGUCUCGUGGCCUUUAAUUCAUACAUGCAUGAAGCUGGUAAUAAAAGUUUUGCAAUGUGAAGGGAUAUUGCAUGCCCAUGCUCAAAUUUGUGUAGUGACAUUAGCCUCAAAGGAGUUAUACCAAAUGCAAUCACUGGGUGCGUGACUGGCUUUUUGGGAAAAUGUCAUAUUUUAAAUUUAAACUGUUCCAGAAGUUGUUCAGUUGUGCAAAUAGGAGCCAACAGAAGGCCCGAAAGACCCGAACAUCAUUGUAAGCAUCCAAGACCUCGGGUCUUACAGUCUCUUCAUGUAUGUUGUGACCUUCACGAGUAGAGGACAAAUGUCAUGAAAAUAACACAUUUGGGCUCAAAAAGGUCAGAAGACAAAAGUGAUGGCAGCUUGCCACACUGCCCCGUCAGGGGUACUGCAAGGCCAGCAUCACACUAGAUUUUCCUAUAGUGGAUUUUUGCAGCGUGGGAAAAAAUUUCAAAGGGAAUUCGCCUGGUCUUCCCUUGCCCAUCAUGCCAGGAAUGAAGGAGUUUAACUAUGAUCAGAUAUUCAGUUUUAUAUAGAUUCACGUAAGUACAGUGCAUGGUGGGAGGUGAAGUGAGUUUGAAAAGUUCCUGCUCAGAAUAGCAGGUAGAAUCACAACUGCAUGAAAAAUUCUGCAGCGAAAGCAUUUGUACAUUAGUAUGGUAGGACAGGACUUUGACAAGUUUUUCCAUUCAAUUCAUGCACCAGAGAGAUUUUCUUUUUUCCUAUGUUUAGUUUGUUUUUCAGUUAUCACUCUGGUUCCUUUCUUUUUUCAGAUGUCAAGAACUCCAUUGCUUUCAACAGUUGUAUCUUGAUCCAAUGCGUGUGUCUAGAGGCAAAUGUUUUUGUUUAAUAUUUAUCUAUAAAACUGAUUUGAGGCUUGUU